Molecule: messenger RNA, 4636 nt
Organism: Mugil cephalus (flathead mullet)
Lineage: Eukaryota; Metazoa; Chordata; Actinopteri; Mugiliformes; Mugilidae
Exons: 6
Coding region: 460-2730 (756 amino acids)
Biological process (GO): epidermal growth factor receptor signaling pathway
Source: RefSeq, a predicted model, not a curated record
CCCUCCGCCUGUCUUUUGUCUACGCUCACCAGCUCUGCAUAACUGUGUCUCAGAGGCUUGGCAGUAAACUGCUAAAUGAGUACUUCACGCUCUGUUAUCGCUCACCUGGAUAGAAGCAAAUACACAAGUCGCGAAAUGAAAAAAAAGAUUUUCGCGUAAACAUGAGCUGGUCGUGUUUACGCUUAACCACACUUUCCUGUAUUUUCCUUGACCGUGACCUUGAAUCCUGUCUUAAACUACGAGCUUUGACUUUUACUCCCAGUUGUCACACAUCACAUCUCAUCAUAUCUCAGGAACCCGUUCGCCCUUAGCAGGGGCGGAUCCACCUUUCGAUACCUCUGUCUGUUCAAUCAGCAGGUCUCUCUUGAGGAAAGUGAGCUGCAGAGCUGCUGUAGCUCCUCUGAGGGCCUUCGAGACUCGAGCCUUCCGUAACCAGACUUAAAUUUACUUCCGUCACCCAUGGACGCGUGCAACAGGGUGUCCGUGCUGCAGUACAGGGGGUCCAAACCUCUGGGGAAGGUGAGGCGACGGAUUCAAGACGUCCGCAUCCCCUCCUCCUCCUCUUGCUACGACUUAAUAGCCGGCAGACCCGAGCUGGACCUGAGCCACAACGAGUGCGCUCGGCUUGCGGUAGACUGCCUCCUCAGCCGGGGCUUGGAGGGAUACCACCGGGUGUUGGAGGAAGAGGGGGAGGUGGACUUUCUGUCAAAGCUGGACAAGAGUUACAUCCUGGAAUAUGGGAUGGAUGGAAACACAGGUUGUAAAUGCUUGUUAUAUGUUUAUAGAUUUCUUCCAUUUGUUCUUUGCAGGCUGUUAUGCUUCAAACCAAGACAAUCAUCAGACUUAUUUAGUUAUGGUCCUGGUGCAUCAGAUGAUGAUGAUGAUGAUGUGUUGAGCUUAUCUGCUAGCUCCCGGACUCCCACACGGUACCCUGAGAUGUCAACAGACAGUGAUCCUACUGUGACAGGGCUGGACCAAGAUGUGAAAUCAAGGAACGCUGUCCUGGGGGAGUCCAGCGUUGGGGUUUUUCUCUCGUCUGACAGCGGGGCAGCUGGCAUCAAAGACCUGGUCAGGCAGUUCAUCAGAAAGGCUAAACUGGCCCUGGCCAUAGUGGUGGACAGCUUCACUGACGUCGAGCUGCUGUGCGAUCUCCUGGAGGCGAGCAGGAAGAGGAAUGUGUCCGUUCAUCUGCUGCUGGAUCGUCGUAACCUGAGCCUGUUCGUCAGCAUUUGGCACGACGUCAAACUGGAGAGCAGAAACUUCCCCAAGCUGUCAGUAAGGGGCGUCUGUGGACAGAACUACUGCGCCAAGACUGGCAGGAAGCUGACGGGUCAGAUUGCAGAGAGUUUUAUCAUCGCUGACUGGACGGAGGUGCUGACUGGUUCAUACAGUUUCUCCUGGCUGUCCUGGCAGGUCCAUCGCAGUCUUGCUGUUCUCAUAAAGGGCAGCUCAGUGGCGCCUUUCCUUCAGGAGUUCCACCGACUCUACUCCAGCUCCAACCCAGUCGCUGGGUUUGUCUCCUUCAUCACUCUGCCUCUCACUCUUCACCCCACAUCACAUGAAGCUCAUAAUAGCGACGCCCGCAUCAGUAAGCGGAAAUCAAACCCGACCAAGGCGAUGUGCCUCUGGGCCUGGGUUGAAAGCGGAGAAAACACCCAGACAAAAGCAGCAAUGCCACUUUUAUGCAAUCGUCAGGGCCCAGAGGUGGAGCGCGGCGUAGGUGACAAAUGCUCUGCGCACAGUGCAGGCCCCGGUUCAGCAACACAACUGGGUCCAAAGCCUUUGCUUCAACCGGGAACCGGGUGUAGAAUGCAGAGUAUUCCUGAGGAAAAGCCAAUACACCCAGUGGGAGCAGCCAGCAGCCAGACUGAUGUAAAAACCAAUGUAGAACUCCCGAAAAUGAAUCGAAACCAGAGCCACGGUCACUCAGACCCUCGCGAUCAGAACCACUUGUCACAUGUUCAGUCUCAGCUGGGCGGCCUCACCAUCACCGCCACAGAUGAAAAGAAAGCCAGCGUUCAAGAGUCACAGCCUCCACACGCUGCCUCCACGACGCAUGGACAGCACCGGACUCAGCGCUAUCAAUCAGCUCCAGACGUGGGUCCUGAGAGACUUUUCUUUCAGCCAAGCAACAGAAACAUGUCAACAAAGCCAUCGAGGAACACUUCAGGCUUUAACACGCAAAGAGGACAAUGGGGCCACUCGCUAAACUUUAAACCAAAUGUUGAACUCCCAUCUGGUAAUUUCCUGCCUCCAAGGCAGGCAAAGACUAAUCUUCAGUUCGCUGUCACCCAUCUGAGAGGACACUCGCCUGGGCUGCAAAACAAAAUCUCCUCUCUUGAAAACAGGAGGCUAGAUCAGCCCUCCCUACAGGCGCACCCUAACAUAAAUCCCACAGGUUCACAGUCAGCCCGUGCAGGAGUGGGAUCUCAUCUCCGGCCACAGUUCCACAGAGAUCGCCCACUGUAUCUGUCAGGCACAGGAGCCAAUAUGCAUCUACAGCACCACCACUCCCAGCAGAUGGGUCCCCCUCCAGGGCUAAACUGGACCCCUCAAAAUCUUCAAGCUGCAGGAUCCAGAUUUGUGGCUCGGCAGCGGUCCUUCAGCAGCGCCCAGGGGACGGGACAGCCAGGGUGGAGGCCGUUCCAGAGCGGUAUGACUACGCCGCUUGGAAGGAGCAACAGCAUGACUGACAGACACGCAGCAGGCUUCUGUCCGAACAGAACCUAGUACAGACUGUACAGACUGGACAGAAAUUUCACUCUUUAUUGGACACAUGACUCGUCCUCGCACAGACACUCAGGAGCUAGAGUUCAUAGAAAAUAUAUGGUUCAACAUACAGUUAAUGAACUGAUGAUAUCUGACAGUCAAGAUCCUACAAAACAAGUAAUUUUGGGGGCAAAGCACAUGUACAAAUUCUUAUUAAAGAACAAAAAGUUGUUUUGGCUUAUGUUUUUACACAGAGGAGGUAUAUGAACGGAGGUGAUUUUGUAGUACCUGCCGCUCAACCACGCUGAUGCUUUGCAUUAUGAGACAAACUCAUCCUCAGCUUGUGUUGAAUAGGACAAAUUAGAUGCAACAAAACAACAACACAACACCUGUGUAUGUGUCGGAUGGGUGUGUUGGGGAUUUUGCUGUGGAUCCGCCUCCCAUCAGCUCUUCAAUGAUUAAUAUGUUGAUAUUCUAAAUAAUGAUUAUGGUGAUAAUUUAUCCACUGACUGGCAUAUAUGAAUAAUUAGCAUUUCCAUAUAUCUCCACACAUUUCCAUAUAUCUAUCUAUAUUCUAUCUAUUUCUAUAUUUAUCUAUUUUAUACUGAGUUCACACCUUAUCCUGGUUGUGCAUACACUAUUUAAGGAAGUGGAAGUCUAAAAAUCACAUAUAUGUCAGUUAAAAUCAAGAGUGAUCUGUCAAAAUGGCUAAAAGAACAUUUAUUCAGGCAAAGAAUACACUUUUAUCACUGAACAGAGACACAAACAUUUACACAACUCCAGCCACACUUGUUUGUUUAUGUCCUUCAGUGUAAACUGCGUGACUAGUUCAGCGUCCAACAACUAUUUUUCCAGAUGGAAAUAUUCACCUUAUAUCACCUUCAUUAAUAAAACGACAAAAAACUCUUCAAACAAAUCUUAGCUUUUAUUUAGACUCGAUAAGAGAACAGACAGGAAAAAGUAGCAUUUCCAUAUUAGUCCUAAUUUUCUAUGUGAGAAAUAACAUCCUCUGUAAAUCCAGUUCAAGCUAAAGUACACGCUGAAGGAUGCAAAUAUGCUGCUUUUUAUAAAUCAGGGCAAAAAAAAAAAAGAAAGAAAGAAAGAAAAGAAAAGAAAAAAGAAAAGAAAAGUUUUCUAUUAAGUGACACAGCACUCUGAAUUCAGUUACCAUUGAAACAAAAUACAACUAUUUAUGUGCUAUCAAUAACAUUGUUUGGUUUGUUUGAUUCUGAAUUAAAAUAAACCUACAGUCGACAGCAAAGUAUCCACAUUCAUCGAAUAAUAAAGUGUCAUUCAUACGAAUAUGCAGCAAAAACACACAGCGAAGGGUAAAUAAUUCAUGUCAUAUAACCAUCAGAAUACAUUAUUAUCAGUAACAGAAGUCAAAGCAAAAAAAGAAAAUAACAAUACAAACAGUUAAACACAAUUAACCUGAAAAAACUCUUCUCUAAAGAUACGAGUAGAAACAUUUGAUUAAUUUCAGGAGCAUUGACUACAUCUGAAAAGCUGCUACUCUGGGCCAGGACCCCUCACACAUGAUAAAUCAGAGGGACAUCCACUACUCAGUAAGUAAAGUCAAACAAGACUUUUACUCUGCACAGAUGAAAUUAAACUUCUUAACGUCAAACUUCUUCCACCAGUAGUGAUUUCCUGUUGUGUCCAUGACAGCACUCAUGUCACAGUCUUCUAUUUCUUUCUCUCCUGGACCCCAGCGCUCGAAUGUUGCAAUGUGAUCAUCGCCCCACAAAAAUAAUUUCUGUGUGCAAUUGUAGUGAAGACCCAGCCAUACAUAGGGACUGUCAGCCUUCCUGGCCUCCAACUCAACCCAGCCCUGAGUGUCUUCAUUGAGGAUGGACACCAGAUCCAUGUUUAAGUCUCUGCAGUGGUACAGGGCUUCUUCCCAGGUUCUGUUCUUUUGGACCAGCAU